Molecule: messenger RNA, 671 nt
Organism: Mucor mucedo
Lineage: Eukaryota; Fungi; Mucoromycota; Mucoromycetes; Mucorales; Mucoraceae
Exons: 1
Coding region: 147-308 (53 amino acids)
Source: RefSeq, a predicted model, not a curated record
CUCCCAAGCAAAUGCUAAUCAAUUCCAAAAAAAUAUAAAAACGGGUCUUUAUAGACAAGAUAGGCUUCGUUUUGAUUUUCCUAGGACAUGGGUCACUAUUACGUUUGCCCCACAGAGCACAGCGACAGCACCAGAAACGACAUUAGAUGCAUUAUCCUGUGGACGCUAAGAAUAAUCUCCCGUCUGUUAUUGUGGAGAUCCAGAAAAAUCUUUCGCAUGAAUUCUUAGCUCGUAUUACGAGAUAUGGCCUGAAUGUUUUUGACGAAACAAAAACCUUUCAUUCUGUAAUGUUAUUGCAUCACAAAUGAAGAAUAUCAUCCACUACGCCAACAUAAACGAUGAAUUUAGUCGUAAACGAGUCAUUAAAUAUGCAGAGGAUGGCAUCAACUUUGCCAAAAGCUUCAAGAAGCGCUGUGUGGGGAAAGGCAGCUCCCCCUCGGUCACUCCAAUUUAAAUCAACGAAUCUACAGACCUUGUAUUCGUAAAUUCAUUCAUUGCAAGCAAUCAAGGAUAAAUGAAAUGGUUUGUCUGCUACGAAGAGGGAAUCCAAGAAGGUCUUUAUGAAAUAUUUGGCUCUCCUUCCAACGCUUUAAAUAGAUAAAUAGAUAGUACUUUCUUGACAUAAAUAACUUUUAUGACUCAAGUAAUUACUCAGUUUAAGUGUUUGCUUA